Fusarium graminearum PH-1 is the source of this 1341-nucleotide messenger RNA. RefSeq lists its product as uncharacterized. NCBI's taxonomy places the organism in Eukaryota, Fungi, Ascomycota, Sordariomycetes, Hypocreales, Nectriaceae. Gene Ontology annotation, biological process: N-acetylglucosamine catabolic process. The coding region runs from base 1 to 1341 and encodes 446 amino acids. The transcript is spliced from 5 exons. The record is from RefSeq and is a predicted model, not a curated record. Gene Ontology annotation, molecular function: N-acetylglucosamine-6-phosphate deacetylase activity.
AUGCCCAUCGCAGUCUCGCCAACGUUGCCCAAGAAUGGCCUCACCAAAUUUACCAACUGUCGAUUGCUGAAAGGCAACGAUCUUGUCUGGGAUGACCUUUGGGUCAGCUCUGUCAAUGGCAAGAUCGUCGACAGCCAGGCCUCCUUCUACGGUGGCCGUAAUAUGCCUGAUAACACCAUCGACCUUGGCGGACGUAUUAUUGCUCCAGGCUUCAUCGAGUGCCAGCUCAACGGCGCCUUUGGGUUCAACUUCUCAACCCUACUCGAUAACAUGGCCGAAUACGGCAAAAACAUCCAAAAGGUCAAUCGUCUACUGGUCAGGACAGGGGUCACCUCAUACAUACCAACCAUCACAAGUCAGCGGCCGGAACUAUACCAAAAGACGCUUCCAUACCUUGGCCCGUCUGGGGAACUGCGGAUCCCCGGUCACGGAGCCGAGUCUCUCGGAGCUCAUUGUGAAGGUCCUUUCUUGAGCCCUACCAAAAACGGAGUCCACAAUGUCGAUGUCCUUACCGAAGCUCACUCUAUCGAGGACAUUGAACGAUGCUAUGGUCGAGAGAACAUGGUUCCUCGCCCUGAUGGUUCUCCAAUCCCCAUCAAGAUGAUUACAGCAGCACCAGAACGCGGGCAGAUGAUGAACCUGAUCCCGGAGAUCACAUCAAGAGACAUCAUCUACUCUGUCGGCCACACCGAAGCAACAUACGAAGAGACAUCUCAGGCCGUUGGUAAGGGUGCUACAAUGAUUACGCACCUCUUCAAUGCCAUGCGUCCCCUUCACCAUAGAAACCCAGGAGUUUUUGGAGUCCUGGGUAAGGCUGAGAGCUUGCCGCGACCGUACUUCGGCAUCAUCUCUGAUGGAAUUCACCUACACCCCACAACCAUCAAAAUCGCCUACAGUGCUCAUCCAGAUGGCUUCAUUCUGGUCACAGAUGCGAUGCAUCUUGUAGGUCUUCCUGAUGGGGCUUAUCCUUGGACGAAUGGGGAGAACACAUCCAAUAUCGUCAAACGUGGUUCCAAGCUUCUCCUUGAGAAUUCCGACACCAUUGCCGGAAGCUCGAUUACCCUGCUUGAGUGCGUCAACAAUUUCAUGAAAUGGACUGGAGCUAGCAUCCCCCAGGCUCUUGGGGCGGUGACAUCAACACCUGCAGCUAUGCUUGGCUUACAGGGGGUCAAAGACGGGUAUGGAGGUCAGGACGAGGUUGGAGGAUCAAGCGAAGUUCUUGUAUUGGACGAAGUGUGGAAGUUUGGUGAGAGUGUGUUUGCCUCUGCCACGGAAACAUUGGUCAAAGGCAUUGCAUCAAUAGACAUGGUUCAUUCCGCCUGGUAUACAAUAUCUUAUUGA